AUGUUUGUGCUUGAAAAGAAAACGCUUUUGUCAUCUGUCGUAGCCUUUUUUUUACUGCGAUGGCUUCUGUAUCGCGUAUUUCGUCAUCGCCGUGGUGAAAAACUUGUACCGGGCAGCAUUGCGGUCAUCACCGGUGGGGGAUCUGGCAUCGGCCUGGAGUUCGCAUAUCUUUUUGCCCGGGCCGGCUGUCAUGUUGUGCUUGUCGGUCGCAAUGCCGAAAAUUUGCAUGCGGCGCGGGCCUCGUGCUUAUCGUUGGGGGCACCAACCGCCGAGGUUGUCGUGGCAGACCUCAGCACGGUGGAGGGCACCGACAAAGUGGGCGACGCGCUGCAGGGACGGCAAGAGCCCCUCAAGUACGUAGUCCUCAACGCUGGGGCGGGCGCGAUUGUCCCCUUUUCAAGUGAUCCAAGCUUCAACGAUGUCUGUGACAAAAUGAUGCAGAUUAAUUACUUUUCCAACGUUCGUCUACUGCAGCACCUAUUGCCAGCACUCGAGAAGUCAAACUCCGCGGCCUGUUCGUCGCGGGUCAUCGUCUUGUCAUCUUUGGCAGGCGUACUGCCUUCAGUGUACCGCUCUGCAUAUACGGCAUCCAAGCACGCCAUUCAAGGAUUCAUGAACGCACUA
Trypanosoma cruzi is the source of this 624-nucleotide messenger RNA. RefSeq names its product short-chain dehydrogenase, putative. NCBI's taxonomy places the organism in Eukaryota, Euglenozoa, Kinetoplastea, Trypanosomatida, Trypanosomatidae. The record is from RefSeq and is a predicted model, not a curated record. The annotation marks the transcript as partial. The transcript has a single exon.